AUGAACAAGCAACUCCUUCUUGUCGUUCUCGUCUUGGCUCUUAUUGCUCAGGCUCAGGCCUACUAUCUCUACUACUAUUAUCCACAAAACAACAACAACGGUUACACCACCUACUACUUAUACCCAAACAACAACAACAACGGUCAAACGACUUACUACUACGAUAACGGAAACAAUGGGAACACUGGAACCACCUACUACUACUACCCGAACAACAAUGGAUACUCCUACUACUAUCCAUACACCUACUACUACACUUAUGGAAGAAAAUGA
Caenorhabditis briggsae is the source of this 273-nucleotide messenger RNA. The coding region runs from base 1 to 273 and encodes 90 amino acids. NCBI's taxonomy places the organism in Eukaryota, Metazoa, Nematoda, Chromadorea, Rhabditida, Rhabditidae. The record is from RefSeq and is a predicted model, not a curated record. The transcript has 2 exons.